AGUUCGGUGCCCUUCCCUAACUCCCCGCCCUCCCCUUUCAACUACACCGGGGACUUGAUCAUCUUUCUCUCUAAAUCCCCGCCUCUACCAGUCUCUGCCCUAUCGUGCCGCACAACUUGUAAGCUGUAUGAAGACUUUCCUCGGGAAAUGGAGAACAGCACUCCCGGGCCAACAGGCGCGUCGACUCGGAAGCGGAAGCGUAUCCCGAUUGCUUGCAGCUCCUGCCGUGCUCGGAAGUCGAGGUGUGAUGGUGUUAGGCCUCAGUGCUCCGCUUGCGUCGAACAAGGUAUCGAAUGUAUCUACGCAGCCAACUCUGGUGGGAGCAAUGCGCUGGUACCGAAACAAUAUCUCGAACAAGUUGAACACCGCUUAGCCGAUGUCGAAGAAGAAAUCAGUCGGCUGAAAAGACUUAUACCCGCCUCGUUUCUACAAGGAAAGCAACACGUCCUCUUUCCACGUAGUGUUUCUGGCCGUACCGACGACAUUUCGGAAGUCAACUACCCCGAGGAGUCACUGAAUGUUGAGGAUGGAAGCGUCACGCAGGGGAUCACCCCCGACGCGACAGACGGUGUUGGUACUAUUGAAUUUACCACAGACGAGUCUUGGGCGUAUUUCGGUAUGACACAAUAA
Colletotrichum tamarilloi is the source of this 630-nucleotide messenger RNA. RefSeq names its product fungal specific transcription factor domain-containing protein. Gene Ontology annotation, molecular function: DNA-binding transcription factor activity, RNA polymerase II-specific; zinc ion binding. The record is from RefSeq and is a predicted model, not a curated record. Gene Ontology annotation, biological process: regulation of DNA-templated transcription. The transcript has 3 exons. Lineage: Eukaryota; Fungi; Ascomycota; Sordariomycetes; Glomerellales; Glomerellaceae. The annotation marks the transcript as partial.